AUGAUUUUUGGAAACUCCAAACACAUCGUAACGCUUCCACUUCUCCAGGAGAGCCAACGUUUACUUCGAUUCCUUUCUUAUGCGGUCUAUAGCCAUGCCCAGUUGCCUACAGAAGCAGUUAAAUGCAUUAGAAAAAGUUUAGAAUCAUCAACAUCCAGUGAUACACGUGGAGAAAGGAUAAUAAGGCUGCUUUCAUGUGUUCUUGUUAGGAGUAUUGUCAAUAUCAAAGGAGCUUCUUGUGUUAACAGAAAGAAUACAGUUGUAGCACAAGCUUCUUAUGAAAAUGGAGGGAAAAAUAGUGCCCAAAAUGCCCCUGAGAACUUGGAACCUUUGUGGGAUGAUGGUUAUGGGACACAAACCAUGAAAGAUUACACUAAAAUAGCCAUGGAUUUAUGGGCGUGUUCACUCACUAACAAGAGCCAACUACCUGGCUUCACCUCCCUUGGUUGUAGCUUACGCACUUGUCGGUCGACAUCGACUUCGAAAACGAGCCAACGGGACCACAAAGGAUAGAAAGAAUGCCUACUUUAGAGAUGUUUGGACAAGCACCGAAGAAAUCGCUCAAACUGUAG
Lactuca saligna is the source of this 572-nucleotide messenger RNA. Lineage: Eukaryota; Viridiplantae; Streptophyta; Magnoliopsida; Asterales; Asteraceae. The record is from the annotation of a GenBank genome assembly.